Acanthaster planci (crown-of-thorns starfish) is the source of this 2511-nucleotide messenger RNA. RefSeq lists its product as uncharacterized. Gene Ontology annotation, biological process: protein localization to membrane; organelle organization; lysosome localization. Gene Ontology annotation, cellular component: BLOC-2 complex; lysosomal membrane. NCBI's taxonomy places the organism in Eukaryota, Metazoa, Echinodermata, Asteroidea, Valvatida, Acanthasteridae. The record is from RefSeq and is a predicted model, not a curated record.
GACUGUGUCACAGUGUGUGAGCAACAGCUGGGGUCCUACUCGGAUGUGGAUGAUCUUUUCAGUGAUGACAACUCAUCUGGACUAGUCCAUUCUGUCUGGGGGAGCACCGGCCACCUAUUUGUGUCCCUGAAGGAGGGGCUGGCACUGAAGGCCUUCGAUACAGCACCCAUUGAUCAAAAGGUGCCAAAAGAGAAAAGGGCCCUUGUUGUGCGUCAGGGGACGUCAGAAGUCAUAGACAUCUUUGCUCCAAAGAAAAAGAACACCCCAGUCUACGUUGCUCACAAAAAUGGAAUUCUCAAAGCGUGGCUGUACUCGGUCCAAGGUGGGUGGGUGCAUCUGGGCAACAUUACUCUGUCCGCCACGCAACAGAUGGAGCUGUGCUCUGUGACUAUCGACGAGAGCCGAGGUCGGGUGAUCUGGGUGGAAACUCAGUCACGCGGCAACCAAGAUGGCUGCCAUUAUAGCGUCUGUACCAGGACCAUCAUGUUUGAGACCACUGAUGUCAAGUACUGCGUCGGUCCUGUUUUGACGCUGCUUCAGAACUGCCCCAAGUGUGACCUGUACUGUUCACCAUUUGCAGUCACCAUUUGGCCAAGUGAGCCUUGCCCGAAGGGCCUGUACUUCACCUGGCACUCAGACUCCCACCUACUCAGGAACCAGCUGGACACUCACGUUCUUGGCCAGGGCAGGUGCCUCUCUGAAGACCGGGCAGGUACCGUGGUCGACUUCAAGUCAGCAGCAUCCAAGCUGAGACAUAUUUGGGCGCAGAAAGCCUCACAGCCAGAGCUACAAGUCAUCGCCAAGACCAGCCACGUGUCCACUGGAGUGUUGUUCCUUAUCUGCAGUAAUGGAUGCGUGCACACACUCAAUGGAGCUGAAGAGUCAUUGAAUGCUCUGAAACUGCCUGCUUCCAUCAACGUUGCGGACAGCACUGACUGGUUUGCGUACAGAUUCGUCCUGGGAGCUGUCUUCAAAGAUAACAUGUUCAGGGUCGUGAGUAACACAACAGGAGUAUUGCUGCAGGAAUUAGACUUGUCGACGGUCUUCUCAGGCAUGAACUUCAGGUUUUGGACCAUCAUGGGAAUGAUACCAAGAACAGGCAUCUGGAGCUCUAAGGGAAUCUGGGUUCUACAGAUGGAUAAUAUUGAGUCUGUCGUGUCGGCAAUGGGCCCUACAGAGGCGGCCGCAACCCUGCACAGCUUCAACCAGGAUCGGCUGGCAGGCCGCACUGCCCUCCAGGGGGCUUAUGAGGCAUACUCCGGCCAAAGGAUUGGUGAGGGAGCAGGCAAGGGAGUGGCUGGUCCACAGCAUGGAUUCCAGAAUCCAGGCCUGAUGGUGUCUGUGCUUCAGGGAGCUGAGGCUGGCCACAAGCCCCAGGCUAGCCAAGCACUCCAGUCACUGUACGAGAGGAGGGAGGAAUGCAUGGAACCAGACACCAGACUAAAUGCGACUACCCAACCCUUGCUGCAGCAGUACUGGGCAUUGCACCAAGAGAAGCUUGGCAUCUGGGACAAGAAAUCCAACGAAGCUCAGAGGCCGUUCACAGUUCAGGAAGUAGUGUGCCGAUUAGUGGAUAGCUCCUCCCCCCUCUCUGUGAAUCUCAAGAAGUCGGAGAUGAAUUUUCUCUGUCUCAACGCCCCUGUGGCAACGCUGGUCACAUUGCUAGAUGCCCUGAACCUUGGCACACUUGACGAAAAUGGUCACAUCAAUUUCCAGACACUCCCUCUGGACGAGGAGGAGUUGGAUCCAUCUCUUCCCCCCGUCUCAUUUGGAGUUCAGGCCCCAGAGUCCGAAUCAGGACUGCCACUGUUUGAGAUAAUUUGCACGCUCAUGUUCAAAGAAUGCCCCACCCAACUGGUGGAGUUUGUACACUUGUGCCAGCAGGCAAGAGAUAAAGUGAUGGAUGCCUCUGCCUUCUCAAGAAAGAGAUCUGCUGUUCAGCUGUAUGAUGUUGCACUUGGCAGCUUGCCAGGACCGGACCAUUCUAGAAACCAGGAGGGUGCAGUGCUAGCCACAGCAAAGCUAUUGCAGCUCAGUUUAACGUCGCACGGAGCUCUGAACGCCUUGAAGCUGCUAUUGAAGUACAAGUUGUGGUCUGAAGCCAUCGGUCUUGUACAGGAGAACGCAGAUAACACACAGAGGCAUUCCGAGCUCUACCAUGUCUUACUGAUGGCCAUCCUACAAAACAGGGAAAUAGUGCCAGAGUAUUACGAGCGGCUUUGGGCUUGUCUUCCUCAGAAAAUCAGCUCUCUGGAAUUUCUGAAACUACUGACCACCCAUCACCAGCCCAGCAAUCCCAGAAUCCACCUGUGCCAGCAGGUGCUUUGCCGACCCCAAGAUGACCUCCAGAUCGGCAUGGUCAGGGAUCAGCUCAUCAAACUGUUGGGCCGCAAGAAAGUCAAAGGUCGAUGAAGAGCGAAGGUUGUUCAAGCGUACUGAAAUACUUAUCAUAUACUGCCACGGUAAUACGGGCGAUUCACAAUAGUGCGCCACCAAGAGUUUGCAACACGU